Meriones unguiculatus (Mongolian gerbil) is the source of this 1231-nucleotide messenger RNA. It is a transcript of the gene Mad2l2, whose product is annotated as mitotic arrest deficient 2 like 2. The transcript is spliced from 8 exons. The record is from RefSeq and is a predicted model, not a curated record. NCBI's taxonomy places the organism in Eukaryota, Metazoa, Chordata, Mammalia, Rodentia, Muridae. Gene Ontology annotation, cellular component: zeta DNA polymerase complex. Bases 296 to 931 code for a protein of 211 amino acids.
ACGGGAGCGCUGGGACCUCAGGAGCACCGCGGUGGUCUCGGAGGCCAGAGGAUACAGGGGGACGUGCGAGGGGUCCCAGCAGGCGGUUCCCGUCGCCGCAUUUGCGAUUCGAACCUGAGGCCGAACCCGGAGCCCUCCACCGGGGAGGAGCGCGGAGAGGGCGGGAUUUCCGCCGGGAGGGAUCCGGCCGCUCAGGGGGUGGGGCUUCCCCGACAGGGCUGCGUUUCCCGCGUGCGGGGCCGGGUGCCGUGGGUCCCUGCAGGCGGCCUCCGCGCCCUCCCCCGGACGGCCAAGGAUGACCACGCUCACGCGCCAAGACCUCAACUUUGGCCAAGUGGUGGCCGACGUGCUCUCCGAGUUCCUGGAAGUGGCCGUGCACCUGAUCCUCUAUGUGCGCGAGGUCUACCCGGUGGGCAUCUUCCAGAAGCGCAAGAAGUACAACGUGCCGGUUCAGAUGUCCUGUCACCCGGAGCUGAACCAGUAUAUCCAGGACACACUUCACUGCGUCAAACCACUCCUGGAGAAGAAUGAUGUGGAGAAGGUGGUGGUGGUGAUUCUGGAUAAGGAACACCGCCCAGUGGAGAAGUUUGUCUUUGAGAUCACUCAGCCACCCUUGCUGUCCAUCAGUUCAGACUCCCUCCUGUCUCACGUGGAGCAGCUGCUGCGAGCCUUCAUCCUGAAGAUCAGUGUAUGUGACGCUGUCCUGGACCACAACCCGCCAGGCUGCACGUUUACAGUCCUUGUGCACACAAGAGAAGCUGCCACUCGAAACAUGGAGAAGAUACAGGUCAUCAAGGACUUCCCAUGGAUCCUGGCAGACGAACAGGAUGUGCACAUGCAUGACCCCCGGCUGAUUCCCCUAAAAACCAUGACGUCAGACAUUUUAAAGAUGCAGCUCUAUGUGGAAGAGCGAGCUCAUAAAAACAGCUGAGGGAGCGCCUACCCCAUGAUGUCCAGCUGUUCCACUCUGGGGCCCCUGCCCAGGGAGGUGCUGCAGGGCCCCGACUCCAAGUGCUCUUACUGCCUUGACAUGUGGCCGCCCCUCUGGUCGGGCUCCUCAGCCCUGCUUGCCUUCAUGAGGCAGCCUUCCCAGGAGGCUUGGGAAGGAUGCCAGGACAGAUGUCACUUCUCAGCAGCCUCCUGGGGCUCAGCUGGCUAACACUGUCCAUCUGAAAUCCCGUGUCUUGAGUUAUUGUUAAUAAAGGGCCCCCAAGGGCUGACUGAAUUGUCA